UCGCGGACGCGAGAGUCUGGCACCAUGGACGACGAAGUUGAAGUUAUCCGCAGUAAAAGAGUGUUUUUGAACCACGUCGACACUUACACCUCUAGAAACAUCGGGAAAUAUCUCUCAAAAUGUGUCGUUGGUGCGUCUAUGGAAGAGCCUGCCGAAGAGGAGGAGGAAGAAGAAGAGGGCUCCGCAGCAGAGGCACAAGCUGGCAAACCGAAAGAAGGCACUUUUCAGAUUGUGGGCACUUUGUCCAAACAAGGAGAAAAGUCUGGGUUUGCAAUGGAGGAAUACACAGUUUCAAAUCGAGAAGAACUCCUUGUACGGCUUAUGGAAUGUGAUAUUAUAAUUUAUAACAUAGCUGAAUGUGCUGAUCAAAUCGAGGAGGCAUCUUGGGCUGUUUCAGCUCUUCAUUCAGAAUUGGAGCAUUUCACCGGGCCAAAGAUGUUCAUUUUGUUAUCAACUGUAAUGAGUUGGGCUCUCAGUAAACCCAUUGACCCUGAUGAUCCGGAAAUCCCAUUUACCGAGGAUGAUUACAGGCGAAGACGACCUCACCCCAAUUUCAAAGAUCACAUUAGUGUUGAAAAGUUGGUCAUAAAGUUUGGAAAAACUAAAAAGAGCCGGUUUUCCACCUAUGUCGUUGCUUCAGGUCUUCAGUAUGGAAUGGGAGAAAAAGAUUUUCACUUCUUUUUUAAGAUGGCCUGGCUUGGAGAUGCGCCUUCACUCCCAGUGUUUGGAAAUGGAAGCAACAUCAUUCCUACGAUUCACAUUAAUGACUUAGCAAAAGUGAUGCAAAAUAUAAUUGACCACAAUCCCAAAACUCACUAUCUAAUUGCUGUGGAUGAUUCUAAGCAUACGCUUGAAGAGAUAGUAAAGGUUAUUAGCACAACUCUUGGACCCGAUAAAAUACAAGAAGUGCCAAAGGAAAAUGUCUUUCUCAACCGAGACCUAACGCAAACCAAUAUCGAUGCAUUAUUGGUUAAUCUCCGCAUGGAAGCUGUUUUUCUUAAAGAAAAUUUUAAUAUCAGCUGGAGUGCUGAAACUGGCAUAGUUGAAAACAUACAGCACAUAAUUAAAGAAUACAAGGACAAUCGAGGACUUCUGCCUGUAAAAAUCUGCAUACUUGGUCCUCCGGCUGUUGGCAAAAGUACAGUAUCGGAAAUGAUUUGCAAACAAUACAAGCUGCAUCAUAUCAAAAUAAAAGAUGUUAUUGCUGAAGCUAUUGAUGCGAUUGAGAAACGCACUCAGUUACCUGAGGAUGAGGAUCAGGAAGAAGACCGUGAAGAAAUGAUAAAAGAUGCUCAGGAAUUACUUGAAGCAAUUAGAGAAAACAUGGAGCAGAAUGGAGACCGCCUAGAUGACCAAUAUGUUAUGCGCUUUAUGAAGGAUAAACUCAAAUCGAAGCCAUGUCAGAAUCAGGGAUUUGUUCUUGAUGGUUUUCCUAAAACUUAUGACCAAGCGAAGGAGCUUUUUAAUAUUGAAGAUGAAGAAGAAGAAGAAGAAUCACGAGGCAAGCUUCCCACUUAUGACAAGAAGAUUAUGCCAGAGUUUAUUUACUCAUUGGAUGCCUGUGAUGAAUUUUUAAAGAAGCGCGUGAUGAACCUUCCUGAGAGUGUUGUUGCUGGAACACAUUAUGCUCAAGACCAGUUUCUCCGCCGCUUAGCUUUAUUUAGAGAUCUUAAUACAGAAGAGGACACUGUGCUCAACUAUUUCGAUGAGCUGGAAAUUCAUCCUGAGCAUAUUGAUGUUUCCACCAAUGAGGAUUCUGAAUACGAGGCCACAAUUCAGAAAAUGAAAAAAAUAAUUGGAAAACCUCGUAACUACGGUCUUACUCCAGAAGAGCAGGCAGAGCUUGACAGGAAGUUGGUAGAUGAGCGUUUGAAACGUGAAGCCGCUGAACAAGCUGAAAAAGAAAAAAAAGAACAACAAGAGAAGGCUGAAAGGGCAUUACAUUUGGAGGAAUGGAACAAACGUCUUGAAGAAGUGAAAAGGCAGGAACACGAGAUGCUCGAAGCUCAAUCUAUUCCUCUAAGAAAUUACCUCAUGAGAAAUGUCAUGCCAACUCUCACCCAAGGACUGAUAGAGUGUUGUAAAGUUAGGCCAGAUGAUCCUGUGGACUUUUUGGCAGAGUAUCUCUUCAGAAACAAUGCAGAAUUGGACUGAAAAUAUUUUUAAUGCAACCAUCUGAAAGAACUAAUGAAGAAAACUAAAUUGUGCUGGCCUAACACUUUUGGAUGGAGUGUAUAUAUUUAGUUAUUAAAAGUAUAGAAUACGCAUAGAUGUCUGUAUUGUUGUAAUAAUUAAAUUUGUAAUCUUUAAAUAAACUCAUUUGGAUUUUGAUUUGUAUGAUGC
This is a messenger RNA of Polypterus senegalus (gray bichir), 2343 nucleotides long. Its product is annotated as adenylate kinase 7-like. The transcript is spliced from 18 exons. The coding region runs from base 25 to 2154 and encodes 709 amino acids. Gene Ontology annotation, molecular function: AMP kinase activity; ATP binding. The record is from RefSeq and is a predicted model, not a curated record. Gene Ontology annotation, biological process: nucleobase-containing compound metabolic process. Gene Ontology annotation, cellular component: cytoplasm. Lineage: Eukaryota; Metazoa; Chordata; Cladistia; Polypteriformes; Polypteridae.